CGCGCGCCUGGUCUGUUGUGUGUUUAUUUGGUAAUAAAGGUGUGUCUGUGGUUUGACUCCAGUGACAAACAGCAGAGCACGCCCAGGUAAGAGCACACCUUAGUCAAAUGAGUGCAGAUGGGACGCAGGUGUGUCGCUGUUCUCGUUACAGUCGUGCAGUAAACUCCGCUGUCCUCACACACACUCUACACACCGUUUCAGGACAGAGAAGUUCGGACCCUGUGCUCACACUCAUGGUGGGGGAAGCAGUCAAUGGAGGACACCGCCCUCAAACAGACCACUAUGGUUUCCAGACUACCAAAAUUUGGCUCUCGUGCUACACCUGCUUCUGGACCCUUGACCAAUGGCUCGACCCAUAAUGUUUCCUCUGGAUGGGCUAAAGGAGUACCUGUAGGAAAGCAGAACGGCAUAAUUAGGGUCCCUGCCCCCAUACCUAUGAAGGGGAGGAAGGGGAGGGAGGAUUGUGGAGAGACGGUUCCAGAUUCUGGAGAAGAGGCUCGAGUAGUUCUCCGUUCUCAGCAGCAGCCACGCUCUGCAGGGCCUGUUAAGCAAAUUAGGAAGCCCUCAGCUGCUCCAGUGGGUAAAACCCAACGUUCCAUCCCCACUGUACCAAGUACCAUUCCUAGGACUAUUACUCAGCCUAUAAAAACAAACCCACGCAAUGCUGCCCCCAAACAGCCCUCACCCAUCCAGCCGCUAUGCAGCAAGGUCGGUGCGAAUGUAGUCGCUCCUAGCCAGGGCUCUUCCUCAUCUCCCCAGGGAAGUCUUCAGAGCAGCCUUUCUCACUCCAGUGACAGCCUCAAGUCCCUCUCUGUGGAGAACGUUGUGCGCUCUCAAAGCUUCUCCUAUUUAAAGAGGCCUGCAGCUGCCACUAACCCACCUCUGACACGUUCCUUCUCAUUUAACCGGGCAACAGAGCUAGCGAAAGAGCUGCCCAGGCCACUGUCACAGUCUCCGGUAGCCAGGUCUCCUGUCACUCAGACCUCCAUGGUGUUAGAUCGUGUAGCAAAACCUACAAUAGCAGCAUGUUCCAUCUCCUUCAUACCUCCCUCAACCUUGAAGAAAUCUCUUCUGCCUAACUGCACUGAUGGCAAGCCAUCAUCAAUUAGCUAUAAGCUAAUGCGGCCAUCGCUCAUCAAGCAACCCCGCCCAUUUAUUCCGGUUAAAGUACAAGGGAAGAUGGAAUUUACAGAGAGGGGUGGAGAUUCUCGAGAAAAAGCUACACCCAUUUCUGAGCCAUCCAGCAACACUCACAGUGCUGGAACUACUCCUGAGGAACCCUUUUCCACCAAGGAGGCAAAUGACAGUCGGGUUCAAUCUCUGGAGAUCUUGGAGGACAUGUCUUUAUCGUCCACAUCCUCUCUGGAGCGCAAUGAUGUGAGUGAAGAAUACAUGGAUGACUUUGAUGACUUGGGCAAUGGAGGCGGAAUUCUGCUCAUGCCUGUUCAUGAGGGGAAAAAUGGCCAAAUAGGGUUCUUCAAGGAGAAUAACACUCUUGUUGGUCAGUGUCAAGAGGGGUCAUCAAUGACGAGUCUGCACAGCUUUGUGUCCGAGACAGUAGAUUGGGCCGAGAUUGGCCUCACAGGUAGCAGGGAGGUGGCUGAUGCCUCACAUCGCUGUGGGACUCGAGCACUGUCUACAGAGAGAGAUUUACCGCAUGGCUCCUCCCUGGAGCUCUCCCCUUCAGACAGCUCUGGAGGAACCUACAUGUGGGACGAGGAGGUUCUGGAGCCGAUUGGAGGGGCCUCACAACUCUGUGGGAGCUUUGACUCCAACCUUAACAGCAUGGACAUUCUCAAUAACUUGGACAACUUGGACUCUUGUGAUCUGGAGGAGGAUGACCUCAUGCUGGAUGUGGACCUGCCUGAAGACGUCUCCCUCCACAGUGAUGUUGAUGUAGCGGCCCGUUAUGAUCUCUCAGACAGCAAUUACUGGCCGUGGAGAAAGCAACAGCAGUACAGAGGGAACACGGAGCAGCUACACUACGAGGAACGAGACGGAGUUCUGCAGCCGUUUGAUAACGGACACACGCUGUGUUUGAGCAGGAGAGGGUCAGGACAGUCGUCUCUGGAUGAGUUGAUGCUGAAGCACAUGGCCCAGGACUGCUCGUCUGUCAGAGAACAGCUGUUUCAUCUGAGGACACUGCUGCAGAUGGAAGAGGAUGGAUCAGUUGAUGAAGCUGAGCAGUUAGUGUCCAGUCCAUCUUCUGAAGAGCCCAGCUCUCAACAAGUGGACGAGCUGUUGAAGGAGGUGCAGAAGCUAAGAGAAGAGCUCCGAGGGAAAGACGUACUGAUUUCGAAACUCACUCAGCAGCUGUCAGCUCCUGUAGAGGUGACACCGUGCCUCUGCCAGCAGGGGGAGCUGCAGAGACGAGAGCAUCAGGACAAGAGCACUCAGACCCCAUGGAGAGCGCAGAAUCCUCAGAUACUACAGCCUUCCCAGCCCUCGGCCAGCGAGCACAACAAAUUGGCAAGACCAUCACUCCAAGCCCUCUCAGAGGCCCCCAGUGACCAUGUGGAUGCCCAGCCUGGUGAUGGUCCAGUGAAGCCCCAGUCCUGCACUGUAGUUUUACCCGUUUCUGCCACCAGUAAUGCCACGCUUCCUUCCUCUGUGCCCGCGACUGCGCCCGCUGGUAGUGCCGCUGCUGCCUCUUUAUCCUCCAGCACUCUGAGCUCAGAUAAUCUCAUCCUCCUCCCAAACACCCGUCUCCGAAUUGAUGAGUCACACAGCCCCAGGGCUCAUGUUAGUAACUACGUCCAGCUGAGGAGGACGAAUCUACAGCUCGGUGACCUUCACACACUCAGCAGAGACAGGAAAGCUCCUGUGCUUAUGAAACCCAGAGGAGCCGAGCAGGUCGGCUUAGGACGAGGAUUGCGAGGUGCAUCUGGUGCUCACCCGGGUUUCAGCGGUCCAUCCAGGUCCAGACAUCUGCCCCCUCCAUCCCGUGGCCUGCCCUGCAUCAGCUCAGCAUCACAGUCCAGUCUAAUUCCAUCAACACACAGCUCAGGCAUCAGAAUGAUCUCAGCUCAUAGAGACGAGGAGAUCAGCUCUGUCCGGGCUCAAGAUCUGUCCAAUGCCUAUAACUCUCGCCUCCCUAAGCCAAAGAGCCAUUAACCCUUUCCCUCUGCUCCGCUGUUCUUCUCCUCCUCCUCUACAGCUCUGCUCAGGGCAUCAGGCUCCACACUCCACGGCUCCCCUCGGCCAGGUUUCCAGCUCUAAAAGCCUGCUGAUCUCUGAGCUCGUAUUUAUCAAAAAGCACCUGAUCUGCCCAGGCUCUAUACUUAACACACGCAGUUAAGGGCAGAUCUCAGUGUUAUCAGUGCAUUAGGAGUUCAUCAAAAAACUACUGGCAUAAAGUAGAAAAAAAAAUUGAGAAUCACUCUAACAUAGGGAGAUCACAAUUUAAAAUCCCGCUGAUGUGGCCAGGAGUCUAGAGAGUGUAAUUAGCUGUGCUGUCUGAGUGGGAGGGGCUUUACUCUAUCACCUGGCAAUCACAAUGACACUAUCCAAUCGUGAGCUCAUGUAGGGCAGAUAGCACUUUCAAGUGAUGAAGCAUGAGUAGCAGUUCGAAACGAGAUAGUCUGAAAAAUUCUAAAAGAAAAAGAAAGCAGCCUACUCAGUUCCCACUGUCUGUACCAAGAGAAAGCUAAACACACACUCACAAGCCUUGAGUAAAAAUCCUAUUUAUUCAGUGUAUUAUAUUUUGAAAGGCUAUCGACAAUCCCAUUAUUGCCUUUAAAUCUUCACAAUGCUAAUAAAUUAAACUGGAGUUAACAUUUGACCUGAAAGCUCUAUUCUGAUUAGUGCAGAAAAGAAACAAGACAGUAAUGACAGUCUAUAAGAGCUUGAUGUUUUCCACAUUACUACACACUAAAAACUCCACUCAGCAUCGUCGUAAACCUGCUAAUGGAUCGAACACUUGGUAGUUUGAUGGUCAGCUUGUUUUUUUUUUUUUUAUUAAUGUAA
Messenger RNA from Pangasianodon hypophthalmus (striped catfish), 3966 nucleotides. It is a transcript of the gene ccser2b, whose product is annotated as coiled-coil serine-rich protein 2b. The transcript has 10 exons. Gene Ontology annotation, cellular component: microtubule cytoskeleton. The record is from RefSeq and is a predicted model, not a curated record. Gene Ontology annotation, biological process: microtubule bundle formation. Gene Ontology annotation, molecular function: microtubule binding. Lineage: Eukaryota; Metazoa; Chordata; Actinopteri; Siluriformes; Pangasiidae. Bases 253 to 3114 code for a protein of 953 amino acids.